Molecule: messenger RNA, 1810 nt
Organism: Cuscuta campestris
Lineage: Eukaryota; Viridiplantae; Streptophyta; Magnoliopsida; Solanales; Convolvulaceae
Source: the annotation of a GenBank genome assembly
UUUUAUGGAAUUUACUUUUUUUCAUUUCUAAUGUGAGAUCCUCUCUAAGAAUCUAACGCAUUUAUUUGCGCAAGUGCUUGAACCAAUUUCCCUAUUUGGCUAUAUGUACCCAUCUUCCAAACCUAUUUCCCCAUCCCAUAUACAUACAGUAUAGUUUUCCACUUCUAGAGAGAGAGAGAGAGAGGAACGAAGGAAAGAAAAACAAUAAUGCCUUCUUCUUGCAUUGCCGUGGUCUCCAAAUGCACAGUCUACCCAGAACACAAAUCCCCAAACCCCAAACACUUGAAGCUCUCAGUUUCGGACCUUCCCAUGUUGUCCUGCCAGUACAUCCAAAAGGGUGUCUUGCUACCCAAACCUCCCCUCGAUUCCCCCGCCCUCAUCUCCCUCCUCAAGCUCUCUCUCUCCCAGGCUCUCUCCCAUUUCCCCCCUCUCACCGGCCGCCUCCACACCAACGCCAAUGGCCACGUGUACGUCUCCCCCAACGACGAGGGCGUCGAGUUUGUGCACGCUAGAGCUCCGGGCCUCUCCUCCUCCCUCCUCCUCCUCCCCCCGCGUGCUGACGUGCCACCGUACUUCCGUGCGUUCUUUCAGUAUGAUGACACGCUCAGCUACGCGGGGCAUUCGAAACCGCUUCUCGCGGUGCAGGUGACUGAGAUGGGCGACGCCGUUUUCGUCGCCUGCACCAUGAACCACGCGGUCGUGGACGGGACCUCCUUUUGGAAUUUCUUCAACACUUACGCGGAGAUUUGCCGUGGAGUGAAGAGGAUAACGAGGGUUCCGGAUUUCGGCCGCGACACCGUGUUCGAUUCGCCGGAGGUUCUUAGGUUUCCGGUCGGUGGUCCGGCAACAACGUUCUCCGGCAACGCGCCUAUACGUGAGAAGAUAUUCCACUUCCGCCGGGAGGCUAUAGUGAGGCUCAAGUCGAGAGCGAAUAACGGGAAGCCAUGUAACGGCGAGAAUGGCGGGGGUAGACUUAACGGGGCGGGUUUAAAAAAUGGCGCGGAGAUUUCGUGUUUUCAGUCUCUGUGUGCUCAGUUGUGGAGGUCGGUGACGCGGGCCCGGAAGCUGGAGGGGAGUAAGACAACGACCUUCAGGAUGGCGAUAAACUGCAGGCACCGUCUCGAGCCGCGGCUCGAGACAUUGUAUUUUGGGAAUGCGAUCCAGAGCAUUCCCACAGUUGCCACAGCGGCCGAGCUCUUAUCUCGCGAUUUGAGCUGGGCCGCUGACAGGCUUCACCAGAAUGUGGUGGCCCACAACGAUGCCUCGGUGCGCCGUGGCAUACGCGAGUGGGAGAGCAACCCAAGGGUGUUCCCUUUGGGGAACUUCGAUGGUGCGAUGAUCACCAUGGGAAGCUCCCCGAGGUUCCCGAUGUACGACAGCGAUUUUGGAUGGGGCCGGCCCCUGGCGGUCCGUAGCGGCAACGCCAAUAAGUUUGAUGGUAAGAUCUCCGCCUUCCCCGGCCGGGAGGGAAAUGGGAGCAUAGAUCUCGAGGUGGUUUUGGCACCGGAGACUAUGGCCGGACUUGAGAAGGACAUGGAGUUCAUGCAAUAUGUCAGUUGAUGACAAUAAGGUUCCAAUUAAAUUAUUGGAAGUGUUUUUUUUUUAACUUUAAAAUGUACCCCUCCCUAAGUAUAUAAGGAUGUCAACACUGGUCAUCCUUUAGCCUAAUUUAUUGUGUGUAAUAAUCCGACUUCAUUUAAGGUGGUGCUAUUCUAUUUAGCCUAAUUUAUUGUGUAAUGAUCCGACUUCAUUUAAGGUGGUGCUAUUCUAUUUAGCCUAAUUUAUUGUGUAAUAAGAGCAGUGGUAAUGG